ACUAUCAGUGCUUCUUCGCAGUUCAUUUUUCACCUACCUGGGAUUUACUUAUUUUAUCGCAAAAUUUCUUUACGGUUUUUGAUAAAGGGAAGGGUUUCUUUGCUUCCGGAAAGAUGUAUUGUGGCUCGAUGUAUCUGUGGAAUAACUCAACAACAAACAUGACGGACUCAAAAUACUUCACCACAACGAAGAAGGGAGAGAUUUUCGAGUUAAAGUCCGAGCUCAAUAAUGAUAAGAAGGAAAAGAAGAAGGAGGCCGUAAAGAAAGUGAUUGCCAGCAUGACGGUGGGAAAGGACGUUUCUGCCCUCUUUCCUGACGUUGUCAACUGCAUGCAAACGGAUAAUCUGGAGUUGAAGAAACUCGUCUAUCUGUAUCUGAUGAACUACGCCAAAUCCCAGCCUGACAUGGCAAUAAUGGCCGUGAAUACGUUUGUCAAGGAUUGCGAAGAUUCUAAUCCACUAAUUCGAGCUCUUGCUGUACGUACAAUGGGAUGCAUUCGUGUGGACAAGAUAACUGAGUAUCUGUGUGAACCAUUGAGAAAAUGUCUCAAGGAUGAGGAUCCGUAUGUAAGAAAGACAGCUGCAGUUUGUGUAGCUAAACUUUAUGACAUUUCCUCUUCAAUGGUGGAAGAUCAAGGCUUUCUGGAUCAACUAAAAGAUCUCCUAUCGGACUCCAAUCCGAUGGUUGUUGCAAAUGCCGUUGCGGCUCUCAGUGAGAUAAACGAGGCUAGCCAGUCAGGACAGCCAUUGGUGGAGAUGAAUUCUGCCACCAUCAAUAAACUCCUGACGGCCCUCAAUGAGUGCACUGAGUGGGGUCAGGUGUUUAUUCUUGAUUCACUUGCAAACUACAGUCCAAAGGAUGAGCGCGAGGCGCAGUCAAUUUGCGAGAGAAUCACCCCAAGAUUGGCUCAUGCGAAUGCCGCUGUUGUCCUGAGUGCAGUCAAGGUGCUGAUGAAGCUCCUCGAGAUGCUCUCAAGCGACAGUGACUUUUGUGCUACAUUAACUAAAAAAUUGGCCCCACCCCUCGUAACGCUACUCUCUUCUGAGCCAGAGGUGCAAUAUGUGGCACUCCGGAAUAUUAAUCUCAUUGUGCAGAAACGUCCGGAUAUCCUCAAGCACGAAAUGAAAGUCUUCUUCGUCAAAUACAAUGAUCCAAUCUAUGUGAAAUUGGAAAAGUUGGAUAUUAUGAUUCGUCUGGCAAAUCAAGGCAAUAUUGCUCAAGUUCUCAGUGAACUGAAGGAGUAUGCCACGGAAGUUGAUGUAGACUUUGUAAGGAAGGCCGUACGGGCAAUUGGACGGUGUGCUAUUAAAGUUGAACCAUCAGCUGAACGUUGUGUCUCAACGCUCCUCGAUCUUAUCCAGACGAAGGUUAACUAUGUUGUCCAGGAAGCUAUUGUCGUCAUAAAAGAUAUUUUCCGGAAGUAUCCAAAUAAGUAUGAAAGUAUCAUCAGUACUCUAUGUGAAAAUCUUGACACUCUGGAUGAACCAGAGGCACGUGCAUCAAUGGUGUGGAUUAUUGGGGAAUACGCCGAAAGGAUUGACAAUGCCGAUGAAUUACUCGAUAGCUUCUUAGAGGGCUUUCAAGAUGAGAAUGCUCAGGUGCAGCUGCAACUACUUACAGCUGUUGUAAAGCUCUUCCUGAAGCGUCCAGCAGAUACACAAGAAUUGGUUCAGCAUGUCCUUUCGCUAGCUACUCAGGAUAGUGAUAAUCCUGACUUGAGAGAUCGUGGAUUUAUCUACUGGCGUUUGCUUUCAACCGAUCCAGCUGCUGCAAAGGAAGUUGUGCUUGCGGAUAAGCCCCUCAUCUCGGAGGAAACAGAUUUGCUGGAGCCCACCCUUCUUGAUGAGUUGAUUUGUCACAUUUCCUCCUUGGCUAGUGUCUACCACAAGCCUCCGACAGCAUUUGUUGAGGGACGCAGUGCUGGAAUUCGCAAAUCACUUCCCAAUCGCCAGGGAUCAGCGGAGGAUGGUGCUCAUGCAGUUAAUGAGGCUACGGUGAUUCCCAAUCAAGAUUCUCUCAUUGGGGAUUUGUUAUCAAUGGACAUUGGUGUACCUAUGGCACAAGGAGCCCCGGAACCCGUUACAAGCAAUGUGGAUCUUCUAGGAGGAGGAUUGGAUAUCUUGCUUGGAGGUGGUGGCAGCGGCCCAACUGAAACAAAUGCCGCUGGCGGGUCAGGAUUAUUGGGUGAUAUCUUUGGAAUAUCCGGAAGUACCUCAGCAAUGAUUCAAAUUCCAAAGAUUGUAUGGCUACCGGCGGAGAAGGGGAAAGGUCUCGAGAUUCUGGGAACAUUCUCACGGCGAGGUGGUCAGGUCUUCAUGGAUAUGACAUUUACAAAUAAGGCUAUGCAAGCCAUGACAGGAUUCGCCAUUCAGCUCAAUAAGAAUAGCUUUGGAAUUCUCCCAGCUGCCCCACUUCAAGUGGGUCCACUCCAGCCAUCACAGAGCUUGGACACAUCCUUACAAUUGGCCACAACAGGACCCGUUCAGCGUAUGGAGCCACUAAAUAAUCUCCAAGUGGCCAUUAAGAACAACGUGGAUAUUUUCUACUUUGCCUGCCUCGUGCAUGCCAAUGCGCUAUUUUCGGAGGAUGGACAACUGGACAAGAGGGUGUUUCUGACAACCUGGAAAGAGAUCCCAGCUGCUAAUGAGGUGCAGUACAAUCUGUCUGGAGUUCAUGGAUCGGCUGAUAGUAUUGCUGCAAAGAUGACGGCAAAUAACAUCUACACAAUUGCCAAAAGGAAUGUCGAGGGACAGGAUAUGCUGUAUCAAUCCUUGAAGUUGACCAACAACAUUUGGGUUCUGCUAGAGCUGAAACUACAACCAGGAAAUCCCGAUGCAACACUGAGUCUCAAGACGAGAUCCGUGGAAGUAUCAUCGAUGAUCUUCACAGCAUAUGAAAGCAUUAUAAGAUCUCAGUAAGAUAUAAUCCGCACUGAGGGGCUUUAAGCAAAACAAAAAAAAAUCUCGUAAAUAGCUGCAUUCCACCCUCCUUUGCAAAUGAGAUGUCGCGUAAGUUAAAACUCUAAAUAAAAUAUUAUCUUAAAGUAAUGAUCUUUCAUCCGAAUUUUUGGGGGGUUUGCAUACCCACCAAUAAUUUAGAACAAAUUGUAAUGAAUUAAUAUUGUAUUCAAUUGUGGAUUUCAUGUACCACAUGUUAUUAUGAUAUAAAAUAUAUGCGAUUAAUAUU
Messenger RNA from Lutzomyia longipalpis, 3186 nucleotides. It is a transcript of the gene AP-1-2beta, whose product is annotated as AP-2 complex subunit beta. Gene Ontology annotation, biological process: vesicle-mediated transport; intracellular protein transport. Lineage: Eukaryota; Metazoa; Arthropoda; Insecta; Diptera; Psychodidae. Gene Ontology annotation, cellular component: membrane coat; clathrin adaptor complex. Bases 114 to 2918 code for a protein of 934 amino acids. The transcript has 6 exons. Gene Ontology annotation, molecular function: clathrin binding. The record is from RefSeq and is a predicted model, not a curated record.